Messenger RNA from Bolinopsis microptera, 1550 nucleotides. RefSeq lists its product as uncharacterized. NCBI's taxonomy places the organism in Eukaryota, Metazoa, Ctenophora, Tentaculata, Lobata, Bolinopsidae. The coding region runs from base 94 to 954 and encodes 286 amino acids. The record is from RefSeq and is a predicted model, not a curated record. The transcript has 7 exons.
GCUGAGAUUUUCACAUAAAAUAACUUCACUCGAUUAAAUUGUUUUUAUUUUUAAUGAGUCAUUCACUUACAAUCCAAGUUUGAAGUUAAGGACAUGACAAAUCUCGCUGUCAGAUCUUGGAAGCGGUUGAUGAUGUGCCAACCCACUUCCUUUGACGUAAUACACCAGGGGCAUAACGCGUACAUGACAAUGGAUUCACCAGUGGAUAGGGCUCUUGCUAUGAAACAGUGGGAGGGAGUCAAAUCAACAUUUGAGUCUAUCGGAGUGGAGGUGGAGGUUAUAAAGAACAUGCCGGGUCAGGUUGACCAGGUUUUCUGUGCUAAUUGUGCUCUGGUCUGGGGAGGGAAAGCUCUUAUUUCAAACAUGUUCAACCCGCCACGCAGAGCUGAGUCAGAGCCCACAAUAGAGUGGUUUAAGGAAAGGAACUUCGAGGUAUACGAUUCUCGACCUCAUGGUUUGAACCUGGAGGGAUGUGGUGAUUUUGCUUACAACUACAACAGAAAACAUGCUUACUUAGGAUACGGAUUCAGAUCAGAUAAAGAAUCCUACGACCUAGUAAAGGACGUUAUCGACUUCACAGGAACGGAGUUUCACAGCCUGCACCUAGUCUCCGAGUUGUGUUAUCAUCUUGAUACAGCCAUGUUGAGCCUGUCUCAGGGCCAUGUUCUAGUGUUCCCUCCGGCAUUUGAUACACACUCCUUCAAUCUUAUCAAAGAAGUGAACGGGGCAGAUAACAUUAUAGAGAUAUCAGAAGAGGAUUGUGUGGACAACUUUGUACCAAACGCUAUUCCUGUCCACGAUGGAGACAAGCACUAUGUAGUUGGGAUGGCAUUCUCUCCGGAACUGCACAAGAAGUUAACAGAUCUUGGUUACGAGAUUCUAAUCACCCCUUACCAGGAGUUCCGUAAAAGUGGUGGCAGUAUCAGGUGCUCUGUUCUCGAUAUUGGUAUUUAGAAGGAGGGAUACUGUAAAAGUGGUGGCAGUAUCAGGUGCUCUGUUCUCGAUAUUGGUAUUUAGAAGGAGGGAUACUGUAAAAGUGGUGGCAGUAUCAGGUGCUCUGUUCUCGAUAUUGGUAUUUAGAAGGAGGGAUACUGUAAAAGUGGUGGCAGUAUCAGGUGCUCUGUUCUCGAUAUUGGUAUUUAGAAGGAGGGAUACUGUAAAAGUGGUGGCAGUAUCAGGUGCUCUGUUCUCGAUAUUGGUAUUUAGAAGGAGGGAUACUGUAAAAGUGGUGGCAGUAUCAGGUGCUCUGUUCUCGAUAUUGGUAUUUAGAAGGAGGGAUACUGUAAAAGUGGUGGCAGUAUCAGGUGCUCUGUUCUCGAUAUUGGUAUUUAGAAGGAGGGAUACUGUAAAAGUGGUGGCAGUAUCAGGUGCUCUGUUCUCGAUAUUGGUAUUUAGAAGGAGGGAUACUGUAAAAGUGGUGGCAGUAUCAGGUGCUCUGUUCUCGAUAUUGGUAUUUAGAAGGAGGGAUACUGUAAAAGUGGUGGCAGUAUCAGGUGCUCUGUUCUCGAUAUUGGUAUUUAGAAGGAGGGAUACUGUAAAAGUGGUGGCAG